Messenger RNA from Adelges cooleyi (spruce gall adelgid), 4900 nucleotides. RefSeq names its product potassium voltage-gated channel protein eag (gene eag). Bases 1257 to 4397 code for a protein of 1046 amino acids. The record is from RefSeq and is a predicted model, not a curated record. Lineage: Eukaryota; Metazoa; Arthropoda; Insecta; Hemiptera; Adelgidae. Gene Ontology annotation, cellular component: membrane. The transcript is spliced from 15 exons. Gene Ontology annotation, molecular function: voltage-gated potassium channel activity. Gene Ontology annotation, biological process: potassium ion transmembrane transport; regulation of membrane potential.
GGUCUACCGACGCAGCGCUCACACGGCCCUCGUACGUGAACACUUAUACACACCAACGUACACUGCACGCACUCAUAUUAACCGACGCCGUUUCCGCGGAUCGCCAAAGUCGUUUAAAGUGUAAUAAUAAUAAAAAAUUUUUUUUAAAAAAUUCAAUUUUUCCGCCGCUCGUCCUUUCGUCGGGUUUUUCCGUUGAUGAGAAGUUGGAAAAAAAAAAAAAAAAUCAAAUAGUUUUUUUUUUUUUUUUAUAAAUUUCCUAUUUCCGUUUUCGACCGGUACCAGUGCGCCGCCGGGUAAGGUUCGCCAAGUGUUGCGGUCGUACGAUUAGCGGUAACACGAUAUACCCGUCGGUAUAUUACAGUGUUAUAUAACAAUUUAUAUAUAUAUAUAAUACGCCAUGGUAUAAAGAUUAAAAUAAUAUUUUUACCGAGACCCGAUGGACGUGCUCAGGCAGCGGCUAUAACAUACACGAGAACACCGGCUCGGCGUUUUUUUUUUUUUUUUUUUAACUUAACGGAUUAAUCGGGCACUGGCAAUCGAAUAAAUAACAACCGUUGUUACCAGAUUUAUCAGGACAUGUGUUGGUAACGUUCACUACAAUUACGUACUCGAUGCUGACUCUUGAGCUCAAGUCCGACGGGCGGCUUCGCCUCGACCACAGUGACCGUCAUCCGUGCCCGAGGCCAAUCGACGGAGGACUUAGGAACUUAUGUUCCAAGAUGUCCGAAGGAAGAUGAAACGCCGUUCCCCGCUCCCGUCGUCGUCCGGUGUCGUCGCCGAACAGCAACAGGGUCGAUUGUGCCCGAUGAAGGUGUGCGCAGCCCAUAGCCGUGCCGUGUUCCGACUUGAUAUCCGGAGUUGUCGAUUAUGAAGAAGCACAAACGCAAACACUUGGAUUGCGGCUGACAAAAACUGCAGUUGGACAAUACACACAACACAUACAAUUAAUUAAGUUAUUUCGAAGAAAAAAUAAAAUUCGGCCAUGUAUUUUAAAAAGUUUCAAUACGCUUAAUUUUUUUUCUCGGUUUUUUUUUUUUAAACUCAAGUCAUAUAUUUUGUUGUUUUAAUAUUUUUUUUUUUUUUUUAUAAGAUGUGAAUCCCGCAUCAGUCUGUCGUUUUAAUAACGUAAGAGUGUAAAAUCCGUAUUUAUUUAAGUAUAUAUAUAUAUAUUUUGCCAAUUAUGGCCGAAGCAGUAACAACAUCCAAGCACCACGCAACCUAACGGCCUCCUCCUGGGUAAUAAAGGUGGUCCCAUUAUGCCAGGGGGCCGACGAGGUCUGGUCGCCCCUCAAAACACAUUCCUGGAGAACAUCAUCAGAAGGUCGAGCUCACAACCGGACAGCAGUUUUCUUUUGGCAAAUGCGCAAAUUGUCGACUUUCCAAUUGUCUACUGCAACGAAUCGUUCUGCAAAAUAUCUGGCUAUAACAGAGCGGAGGUUAUGCAAAAAUCAUGUCGGUGUUCCUUCAUGUAUGGUGACCUUACGGACAAAGAAACGAUUUGCAGAAUAGACGAAGUGCUCGAGGGUCACUACCACGACCAAUUCGAGAUUUUACUCUACAAAAAGAACAAGACUCCACUAUGGCUGCUCAUGCAGAUAGCCCCGAUCAAGAACGAACGGGACCUCGUGGUGCUGUUCCUGCUCACGUUCAGGGACAUCACGGCCCUCAAACAGCCCAUCGAAUCAGAAGACUCCAAAGGCGGAGAUCUGUUAGCAGGCCUAAGCAAGUUCGCCAAGCUGGCACGGUCGGUGACCAGGAGCAAGACCCUGGUAUCGCAGUUCUCGUCCCAUCCCGUGUCCAUCAAGGAUUCGACCAGACACGUGCAAUCCCACUUAGCGCAUAUGAUGAGCCUAAAUGCGGACGUGAUGCCACAGUACAGACAAGAGGCUCCCAAAACGCCGCCUCACAUCCUGCUGCACUAUUGUGCAUUCAAAGCCAUCUGGGACUGGGUGAUUCUGUGCUUGACGUUUUACACGGCAAUCAUGGUACCCUACAACGUGGCAUUCAAGAACAAGACCAGCGAGGACGUGUCGCUUCUGGUAUUGGACUCCAUUGUCGACGUCAUUUUCUUUAUCGACAUUGUGCUCAACUUCCAUACGACAUUCGUCGGCCCAGGCGGGGAGGUGGUUUCUGACCCAAAAGUGAUCCGGAGAAACUAUUUAAAAUCGUGGUUUAUUAUCGACUUGCUGUCCUGUCUGCCGUACGACGUGUUCAAUGCGUUCGACCACGACGAAGAGGGUAUUGGAAGUCUAUUCAGCGCAUUGAAAGUGGUGCGGUUGUUGCGGCUUGGCAGGGUAGUAAGAAAACUUGACAGAUAUUUAGAGUACGGAGCAGCAAUGUUGAUACUGCUGUUGUGUUUCUACAUGUUAGUCGCUCAUUGGCUCGCCUGUAUAUGGUACUCCAUAGGUCGGUCUGAUGCUGAAAACGGAAUGCAGUAUUCGUGGCUAUGGAAAUUAGCCAAUAUAACCCAAUAUCCUUACUCGUACAUAGUGACCGCCCAUUCCAACUCCACCGAACUCGUACACGGGCCACCUAGAAAAACAAUGUACGUGACAGCACUGUAUUUCACCAUGUCGUGUAUGACCAGCGUGGGGUUCGGCAACGUUGCUUCCGAGACGGAUAACGAAAAGAUCUUCACCAUAUGUAUGAUGGUCAUAGCUUCGCUGUUAUACGCCACCAUUUUCGGUCACGUCACCACCAUAAUCCAACAGAUGACUUCGGCCACUGCCAAGUACCACGACAUGCUGAACAACGUCCGCGAAUUUAUGAAGCUCCACGAAGUGCCCAAAGCUUUGUCCGAGCGAGUUAUGGAUUACGUAGUGUCUACGUGGGCAAUGACCAGGGGUUUGGACACAGACAAAGUCUUGAACUAUUGUCCGAAAGAUAUGAAGGCAGACAUCUGUGUACAUCUGAACCGCAAAGUGUUCAACGAGCAUCCCGCUUUCCGUUUGGCCAGCGACGGCUGUUUGCGCGCCCUUGCCAUGCACUUUACUAUGAGCCACUCAGCGCCGGGUGAUCUACUCUUCCACACCGGCGAGUCUAUCGAUUCGCUUUGUUUCAUUGUGACGGGUUCUCUAGAAGUAAUUCAAGACGAUGAAGUUGUCGCCAUCUUAGGUAAAGGAGACGUGUUUGGCGAUUCAUUUUGGAAAGAUACGGCACUAGGUCAAUCGGCUGCGAACGUCCGUGCCCUUACGUACUGUGAUUUGCACACUAUCAAAAGGGACAGGCUUCUAGAAGUGUUGGAUUUCUAUCAGGCGUUUGCUAACUCAUUUUCAAGGAAUCUAGUACUCACUUAUAAUCUUAGGCAUAGGCUUAUAUUCCGCAAAGUGGCAGACGUACGACGAGAGAAAGAAUUAGCCGAAAAACGAAAAAACGAACCACAGCUGGACGAACAACGUGAUCAACUUGUGCGAAAAAUAUUUACCAAGUUCCGAAAAGAUAGGGCGCCCAGUCAGGUACCUGGCCUGCAACAGUCUGACGAGAACAAAAAUGAAGGAACUGUGGCCGAUCCUUCAGAUGUCGGUGUUGCCGGUGGUCGACCUAAAGUAUUACCGCUGGUGUUAAGACAGCAGAGUGAAGAUCAACAGGCUUCGUGUUCUACUGGGCCAAAAGGUACCUCUCCAAAGCCUGUCCCGAAAAAGGUGUCCAAAUGGGGAAAGGUAUUGGGCGGGGGCAACGGAAGCACGGACUCUGCGGACAAUUCGGUGGUGAGUUUGCAAAGUGCUCCGGCCAAAAUAAGAGAUUCGCCGGGCAAGCAGCAGACCGGCAACGGGCACAAAGUCUUUCCAAAACUACAAAAAGUUUCUACGACGGUCGCUGAACCAUUUGCUGCUGCUGGACAGCAAGUUAGGACCAUCGAAGAGACGGACGAAAGCAUACGGCCUCCAGGGUCGGAAUCGGAACAGCAGCCUCUGAUGAUUUCGGUAGCCACAUCCACGGAUUCCACUUAUGCAAUGUCACCACCACCUCCACAGUGUUCUUCACUCAUAUUGCCACCGCCGCCUCUAGACCAAGAAGAUCUGUCGGCAAAAAUGCAAGACCUAAAGACUGACGUUCAUUCUAUAAACCUGAGGUUAACUACCAUCGAGGCGAUGAUGCAGAGGAUAUUAACUAAAUUAGACACGUUGGCUGUGUUGCCCUCUUCGCUACCAUCGCCUGGCGUAUCCGAUAUACAUGGUUGUCGGACUAAAAGCACAGACGACCUGAGUUCGCCCAUGUUGCCUAAGUUACCGCUAAUGGUCCGGCGCCGGCGUAGCAAGUCUCGAACUAGGUCUACUUCUUCUGUUUUACCGCCGUUCAGACCGUACAGCCCUAAGGAUUCGUCGCCACCCCCGCCUCCCAGAUCAGAAUCGCUCAAAAAAAAACCUUGCCCUCCCAGGCCAACUGACUUUUUGUAACAUACAAUUCACCGUUGAAUAAUAUAAAUUAAUGUGUACCUUAAGAUACUUUAAGUGUAAUUAUAUUAUUUAUUAAAAUAUAUUUAUGUAUAAAAUAUUGUAAUAUUUUUUUGUUUUCUAUGAAUUGAUAAAUACAUUUUUUUUUAAAUUAGAGACAAUAUUUCAGGGCUCUUAGCAAUCAAAGUAUUAUUGUUGGACGAACACUGAAACUUUGGCGAAAAAAUCUUUGUGAAUUUGAAUUCGAUGACUUUUUUUUUAAACAAAUUAUUAUAUUUUGUUCAUUUAUUAAGUAAUUUAGACAUCACUAUUUUUUGUACUCUAAAAUAAUAUUAUUACCUAUACUUUAAACAAAAAGACCAAAAACACCUAAAAUACUAUUAUCUUUAUUUAGUAUUACUCAAACUAUAAGUGCUAAUUAGUGAUAUUUUUAAAUUGAAAUUGUAUUAAUUAAUAAAGUAGGUACCAUUUGUAAAUCUGACGAUCAUUUCAAGUAUCUAAUGUUA